Cebus imitator (Panamanian white-faced capuchin) is the source of this 1740-nucleotide messenger RNA. It is a transcript of the gene IFITM10, whose product is annotated as interferon induced transmembrane protein 10. The record is from RefSeq and is a predicted model, not a curated record. The transcript is spliced from 5 exons. NCBI's taxonomy places the organism in Eukaryota, Metazoa, Chordata, Mammalia, Primates, Cebidae. Gene Ontology annotation, cellular component: plasma membrane. Bases 1 to 1017 code for a protein of 338 amino acids.
AUGAUAUGCAGGGGGCAAAGCAUCCUUAGGGGACCAGGCCCAGAAGGUCUGGUCAGGAUCGCAGAGAGGCUGUGGGCAGGGUCGCGGCUUCCGGGCCCGCGGUCCCCACCCUCCCAGCGGGAGGAGACGGGAGGCGGGGAGGUGGCUGCGCCCUCCGCCGCUGCUGCCGCCCCCCGCGCGCUCCCCACCCCCUCAAGGUUGGGCCGCUGGGACCCGGAUCCGUGGACAGACAGCAGCCCGCAGGACGGCGGAAGGACGCGCACCGAGGUGCAGAGGUCCGGCCGCCCGCCCGCCGAGGAGUCGCCUGCCCAGGGCCCCGGCCAGUGCCCAGCCCCGCUGGGAGCCCCGGCCAGCACCACGGACGGCGCCCAGGAAGCCCGAGUCCCCCUGGACGGGGCCUUCUGGAUUCCGAGGCCCCCCGCAGGUUCGCCCAAGGGCUGCUUCGCUUGCGUGUCCAAGCCUCCCGCCCUGCAGGCUCCAGCGGCCCCUGCCCCUGAGCCCUCUGCCUCUCCCCCGAUGGCGCCCACACUGUUCCCCAUGGAGUCCAAGAGCAGCAAGACCGACAGCGUUCGGGCCGCCGGCGCUCCCCCGGCCUGCAAGCACCUUGCCGAGAAGAAGACGAUGACCAACCCCACGACCGUCAUCGAGGUCUACCCGGACACCACCGAGGUGAACGACUAUUACCUGUGGUCCAUCUUCAACUUCGUCUACCUCAACUUCUGCUGCCUGGGCUUCAUCGCCUUGGCCUACUCUCUCAAAGGAUGGGGCCAGCAUGGGGCUGAAGAGGGCUUGGAGUCCUCCCCUUGCAGAAAGGAAGAGAGGCCACCUUCUUAUCUGGCUCCUCACCCGGGAGCCCAAGGGUGGGUACUUAGGCAGCUCAGCCCAGCCCUCCUUGGAAGCCAGUGCUGGGUGGCCAGGGUGGCCCAGGGAAGGAGGUGUCAACAUAUCCCGCGCCUCCCCAGGCCCCACCCUGAGAGGGCAUGGCUUCCAGAAGCCCCCUCUGUGCUGCGAGAAUAGCUGGCUGGGAGCAGAGCAGGUGCUGGGCAGACGUGACCCUGUCGCACCGAGGGCAGGUGGAGCGAAAGGGACCGAGGUGGUGGGAGGGGAGCCGAGAUGGGCUCACACUGAGGGGGCAGCCCCGUGUAAGUGUGUCCAGUGCUGGAGCCCUUCCUGGGGGAGGGAGUGUGAAGGUGAGGGCAGGCCGGUGCCCUCCUCCCCACCCUGACGCACCGGAAGGAAGGGCUUGGCUCACGUUUAGCCCGAUCAUCACAUUUCCCCAGCCCAGUGGCCAAGGCCAGAUGUACUCCACUGAUGCAGCUGCCCUGCAGGGUGGGGGGAAGACGGGGGAUGUGGGGAGGGAAGAGGUUGGGCAGAGGCUGGCUGGGAGGAAGGAUGCCUGGCCAGCUUCACUUCUGCUCCAUCCUUGAGCUCAGCCCCACCCCACCUGGCAUCACAACUGGCCCCGGCUUUCCCGUCCUGCUCCUGAGUCAUCAUCAUUGCCAGAUCCAGUGUUGCCCACUGGCACGUGCCUUCCUCCCCUCGGGCCUGAGGACCCAUCCCUGGGCUCUACCACAGGGGCCUGUGUGUGGGCAUGUGCCAGUGUGCAUGUACUCGCGAGGGUGAAAUUGCAUAAAUGGGCAUGUACUGAGUGUAACUGUGUGUGUGUGCAUGUGAAUGCAUGGUGUGUAUGAGUGUGUACAUAUAUUUUGUGCAAAUGUGUGCAUGUGUAUGAGUGUGUGU